Physella acuta is the source of this 4337-nucleotide messenger RNA. RefSeq names its product two pore calcium channel protein 1. Gene Ontology annotation, biological process: transmembrane transport; monoatomic ion transport. Gene Ontology annotation, molecular function: monoatomic ion channel activity. Gene Ontology annotation, cellular component: membrane. The record is from RefSeq and is a predicted model, not a curated record. NCBI's taxonomy places the organism in Eukaryota, Metazoa, Mollusca, Gastropoda, Physidae.
UAAAAACUUAAACUAUGUAGAAACGCCCCUUGCUUCUACUAGCAGGCUCCACAAAUUUCCCCUUUUAAAUCUCAAAGACUAAGUGUAGCAAACCUUUACAACAUAAUUAAACUCAUAACAUUAAUAUAGAUAUAGAUAUAUGAAGAAAACAAAGUAAAGGCCUAUAGUUGACAGGAAAAAAAAGUAGGCCUACACAUGCGGAAACAACACACAAGUUGAAAUGGAGUUCAGAAAAUCUUAACUUAACUGUUUGUAUUAAAUUUGGAGGAUGCUGCUAAGAUCAUAACAUAAUCAGAAACUCAUCGCUGCAACUUCUGCUAACCAAACCCAAUGGCAGAGGUGAAUGAUGCCAUUGUCACACUAGAAGGGGUGGUAACUGAGACAUCUGAUGAUAAUGACCAAAAACCAUCUCAGGACAAUGUAGAUGGAUCUGGCAAAAGUAAUGCCAGCAAGAAAAUAAGAAAGAAAGGAUCCGUCAGCUUCAAAGAUGUUCCUGAAACCCUGACACAUAAAGUAAAGGAGAAGCCUGUGGAUGAAGAGGCUCUACUGAUUGCUGGCACUUUAGUUCUUGAUGCCAAAUCUGGCAGAAAUCUGGACUACAUUUUGGGAGAAAAAUAUGUCAGAUCCUACCUUCUGUACAAUAAGUUUUAUCUCCGAUGGACUCUCUACUUCUGUAUAGCCUUCAACCUUAUCCUGGCAAUUUUUGAAAAACCUGCUGUCCCUAAUGCAGCCCUUCCAUACUGGGGUACAAUGAUCAUGGAGUUUGUGUGCUUAGGAUUCUUUUCAUUUCGGUUAUCUCAUGCUUUCUAUUUUCAAUAUUCCAAAGUCUUCCUCAAAGAUGCCAAAAAUAUUGUUGUAUUAGUAGUUAUCAUAUUGACUUUGAUUGACAUGAUAGGCUACAUAGUUUGGACAAACGUUGCUCCAGAUUCUCAUCCAGUCAGAUGGUCUAGAGCUCUCCGACCUUUGUUUAUCAUCAAUUUUCCUGAUGGAAAGCAGAUACGCAGAGCAUUUAGAAACAUACGGAGAACAGUGCCUGACAUACUGAACGUGCUGGUUGUCUUCUUGCUUAGUGUUUUGUUAUUUGGUUUGUUAGCCUUGAAACUAUUUCAAAAAAGGAAUAUCUCCUAUCCAUCUGGGGAACCGUAUUUUAGCAAUUAUUUUGACAGUAUUUGGGACCUCUAUGUCCUUGUCACAACAGCUAAUAAUCCUGAUGUUAUGAUGCCGGCGUACGAUAAGAGCAAAUGGUUUGCCAUCUUUUUUGUUGUGUACCUGAUCCUUUGCUUGUAUAUCUUUAUGAGCAUUGUCUUGGCCACUAUCUACAACAACUACAAGAAAAACCUCAAAAAUGAAAUCAGAGAAGCAGUAUAUUUGAAACGUCAAAAACUCGCCAAAGCGUUUGACCUGAUAAAGGUGAAACGUGGCAGCGAAGAUGUUGUCACACACUCUCGCUGGAAGCAGUUGGCCAGUGUAAUCUUACCUGGCAAGUCUGACACACUCAUUGACCUGCUAAUGAAGAUACUUGACCAGGACAAUAAUAAUGUUCUAAAUAAAAAAGACUUUUUGAAUUUGUCUGACCUGCUUCAAGUUCAAUUGACUGAGGUCAAAGAUCGGCUUACUUUACUAGAGAAACACUUUCCAUCUGUUUACAACCAUCGCGUCAGUGAAUAUUUCAAAUACGUGGUGAGACACAGAGUGUUCCGGUACUUCUUUGACUUCCUGAUUGUUGUCAACGCUGUGUUUAUUGCAAUUGACCUGGAUGUGGCUGACUGGUUCUUCCUGUCCAUUUUUGCCUUUGAGAUCCUCUGUAAACUGUAUGUUCUUGGAGGGAAAGAAUUUAUUUCACGGCUUUGGAAUCUAUUUGAUGUGUUUGUUAUUGGGGCAGCAUUUAUAGCAACUAUUAUUGAAAAAGCCCUGGGAAAUACGGAUAAAGAGGUCAACACACUGGAUAUUUUACUUGUCCUCAGAGUCAUGAGGCUGAUCAAGAUUUUUGGCAGCGUGAAAAGAUUUAAGGUUAUUCUUCAAACUCUGAUAAAUAUUGGACCAUCAAUUGUCACAUAUGGAGGUGUUAUAUUUGUUUUCUACUAUUUUUUUGCCAUAAUUGGCAUCGAAAUCUUCCAUGGGUAUAUAAAUUACUAUGGCUAUGGUUCAGAGGUCAAGACUGAAAACCUGUUCUGUGGCAACAUCAAGCUGAAUAACUCUGUCUUCUACCACGAGCACUAUUGCAACAACAACUUCAAUGAUAUUCUCAAAGCUUUGGUCGUCAUGUUUGAACUGACUGUUGUCAACCAAUGGCAUGUUAUCACAUCUGGCUUUGUGGCAGUUACAAGCAAGGCAGCCCGGCUUUACUUCUUCUCCUUUCAUCUUUGCUGUGUAGUCAUUGUUCUCAAUAUUUUCACUGCAUUUAUCCUGGAGGCUUUUAUACUUGAAUACACACUGCAAACUGUCCCCAAACUUGAGUCAGUGGUUGAGGCUAAAAUCAAAGAACUAGGUCUUGGUAUUGGCAUGAAAACAAAAAAGAAAACAAUACAAGGCCCAUCUGGUGACCAGAUUGAGCUGGUAGAAGAAGAAAUCCAGCCAGAACCAGAUGAACCAGAUGGCAAGCCAGAUGAUGGAGACUCAGACACAGACAGCUUGCCAGAUCUUUCCAAAGAGAAAGGCCUAAAAUUCCAUUUGAAAAAGAAUAGUCGCAAGAAAGUUGAGGUUCUGCUACAGCAGAUGUUCCAGGGUGAGUUGGGUGAUGAUGACGAAGGCCCACCAAAUAAUUCAGACAUUGAAAACUAUAAGAAGAAAAGGAAACUAACCCUUGAAGAGGUCACGUAAAAUAAUACAAAGUGUGACUAGUGUAUUAAAAUUGUACGUAUAGCUUUAGUUUUUAUGAAUUUAAAUGUAAUUUUAUGGUAUCAUAAUUUGAAAAUCAUUGUAAACAUUUGUUAUCAAAUGAUCCCAAAGAUAUGUUGCCAGAUUUUUUAAAUAUUUGUUUUGGAUUUUUAGCUUUAAACAAUUUAAGGAUCAAACUACUCUAAUAAAAAUUUAAUUUGUUUCCAAUUUUUUAAUGUUCUGCAAUAUUUUUUGUGUAAAUUUACCAUUGAAUGUGGUAAAAUAAUUAUAAAAACAAACCUUUCUUUUUAAUGCAAAGGUUAUCAAAAUAAUACUUCCAUAACUUUUUGCAAUCCAGUAUUAAUUUUUUAAUAUUUUUAUAUUAAUCAGAACUUUUUUUCUGUUUUAAAAAUUGUGGAAAUCUAGUCUAAUUUUAUGUAAAGACAAAAAAAUUGCAGUUUUUAAACCAAAAGAUUCAUAUAACUAUUAAUACUCAAAGUAUUUAUUUUGAAAGUAUUUUACAACUAAAGUUUAAUUAUUAACACUCAUUUGUAAUUAGCAGUCAAGCCUAUUGUUUUGAUGUAAUUGUUUGUAAAUAAUUGAUUCAUGUUGAAGUCAACACUGUAAGCUAAGACUUUCAAAGUGAACAGGAUAUAAAGAGCAUUUAACAAAUGUAUACAUUGACUCAAAUUUUUUUACUGCCAAAUCUACAUGGCACUGUCACAAGGCAAUUCAUUAAAUCUUAUUGGCAUUUAAUAACUGUUUUCAAAUGCAAAUUGUAUGAUUAGGGAUAUGUAACAACUAAAUUGAUAUAUAAAACAUUAAAAAUGAAAUAAUUAUUACCCUAUUUUAAUGAAUGAGAAAUGUUUAAAUUAUGUAUAAAUUGUGUUCUAACUAAAACAGCUCUUAAGUGGGUGACAAAAAUGACAUUCCAUAGGUUUGGAAAGAGGUGGCAAAAAUGGCAUUCCAUAGGUUUGGCAAGGGGUAUAAAAAAAUGACAUUCCAUAGGUUUGGAAAGAGGUGGCAAAAAUGGCAUUCCAUAGGUUUGGCAAGGGGUAUAAAAAAUGGCAUUCCAUAAGUUUGGCAAUGGCAAGCUGUAAUUUUAGUGAGUAGCUAAGCUUCUGUGUCUAAUAAUUUCUGAAAUUUGAUGAUAAUCAAUUAACACAGAGUGCCUUUUUUUGGUUGUUUAUACAUGUGUGAUUUAUAUAACAUAUUCACUCAAUUUCUUUUUAUGCAACUUCACAAAUUGUGUUUUUUUUUUGUUUUAACAUUAUUUUUAAAUUAAAAAGUGUCUUCCUUUUAACCUAUACAUGAAAUACUAUUUAUUCUGUUGCAAUUUUAUGAGUAAUGCUCAAUUUUUAUGUGAUUUAUAAAAAAGUGUAAUUAAAUUAUAUUUUAUAUAUAACAAUGAUAGUUUUCAAUACACUGUUAUAAUCAAGCAUGAGCAAUACUUUAUAACUUACGAUUCUGUACUUUAUGCGGAGCACAUGCAUUGUGAUUGUUAUAAAUUUAUGAAGUGU